This is a messenger RNA of Thecamonas trahens ATCC 50062, 685 nucleotides long. RefSeq lists its product as uncharacterized. The transcript is spliced from 2 exons. Gene Ontology annotation, cellular component: endoplasmic reticulum. NCBI's taxonomy places the organism in Eukaryota, Apusomonadida, Apusomonadidae. The coding region runs from base 44 to 622 and encodes 192 amino acids. Gene Ontology annotation, biological process: dolichol-linked oligosaccharide biosynthetic process; polyprenol catabolic process. Gene Ontology annotation, molecular function: 3-oxo-5-alpha-steroid 4-dehydrogenase activity. The record is from RefSeq and is a predicted model, not a curated record.
CUCAUCACCACACCCGCACCCUGCUCGCUCGCCUUGGUGGGAGAUGGACACGUGCUCGGCCGCUGCUGGCUGGCGCGCCUUCUACCUCGUUGGCCUUGCGGCUCUCUUUGGGCUGCUCCUUCUCGAUCUGACCAAACUCGCUUCUGCUGACGUUGUUGUCCUCUUUGCGCUUCAUCUCCUCCAGCGAGCCAUCGAGACCUGGUGCGUCCACGUCUACUCUCCGCGCAAGCUCUCGCUCUUCCAUCUCGCUGCCGGCGUGGGCUUCUACCUCGCCAUGCCCAUGGCUGUCGCAUCUGCUGCUGUCGCCGCCGCUGGCUCCUCUCGCCUCUCGCUCCCGCCCGCGCCGCCAUUCUCGCCGCCUUUCUCGCUGGCUCGGCUCUUCAAGUCUCUGCCCAUGCUACCCUUGCCCGUGCACGGACACCUGGCUCCGGUCCGCGGCGAGGUCAUUGUCUACUUCGCCAUCGCCGCCGCCGGCCGAUGGCACCAUGCCCUCACGACGGGCGUGCUCUUUGUUGUCAUCAAUCUCGCUGUCACCGCCUCUGCGACCGCCGAGUGGUACGUCGCCAAGUUUGGCCAGGAUGCGAUCGUCGGCAAGGCGCGCCUGAUCCCGGGCGUGUGGUGAAUGCCCCACGCCGACCGACCACGCCGACCGAGCCAUUCUCACGCCAACCGAGCCAUCCCCACG